Molecule: messenger RNA, 2748 nt
Organism: Lodderomyces beijingensis
Lineage: Eukaryota; Fungi; Ascomycota; Pichiomycetes; Serinales; Debaryomycetaceae
Source: the annotation of a GenBank genome assembly
AUGUCGGAGAAAAAUCAAGCAAACAUUCAGGCUACUGGUCUCAGCAGCGUCGGAAGUCAUUUGUCGACAGCAGACCACGAAGUUGAUUUGGAUGCCGUCUUGUCAAAUCCAUUGUCGAUCGGCGAAGUUGGCACAACAUUAACAGAUGCUCAAAAGAACUUUGUUUUGAAACGAUUACAUUUCGACACUUUAAACUCGUUUGAAGAAUUGCCUCCAACAUGCACAUUUAUAUUUGAAAAAAUUGAACAAAUGUCGGAUGAAGAAGCAGUUCAGAUUUUGGAAAAAGCCCUUGACGAACUCAAGGAUGACGUUAAUGUCCAGGAAUCGGACCUUGAGUUGUGGAGAGAAUUGGUCGAUUACCACAAGCACAACCAUGACGAAGCGAAAAAAGGACAUGGCAUUGAUGGCGCAAUAAAUUUCGACGGCAAAGGGCACCCAGUCAACGUUUCCACCCUUUCCAACGCUAGCGAACACUCGGAUUUGCCAGAAGACGCACCAAAAGUGGUUGACUGGAGUUUGCAAGUCAGGUUGGAAGCCGUUUUGAUUGCUUAUUGGUCCCCUUACCCUGAAGUCAGAUCGAUUACCGACCCCUUUGACGACCCCACGAUCCCGGUUGAGACCAUCAGAGUCUACGUCAUUGGACUUGUUUGGACUGCCAUUGGUGCCGUCAUUAAUCAAUUCUUCACCGAACGUCAACCUGGUAUCAUUUUGCGGUUGGGAGUUGUCCAGAUCUUCCUCUACUUUAGCGGGUUGCUUUUGGAAUGGACAUUACCCAAGUGGAAAUUCACAGUGUUUGGUCAAACCAUUGAUUUGAACCCGGGACCCUACACUUACAAGGAGCAAAUGCUUGCCUCGAUUUUUUGCUCGGUUUCAGGAGGCGGUACUUCGUAUGUUUCUUCAAACAUUUUGAUGCAAAAGUCGACAUUGUUUUACGGCAACACCUGGGUUGAUUUCGGUUACCAGACGUUGUUGAUUUUGUCGACAAACUGCUUGGGUAUCGGGUUUGCAGGCUUAAUGAGAAAGAUUGCCGUUUAUCCAACAGAGUCCAUCUGGCCCCUCAUCUUGCCCAACAUUGCCUUGAAUCGAGGACUCUUGGUGAAAGAGAAGAAGGAGACCAUCAAUGGGUGGAAAAUAAGCCGUUUUUCUUUUUUUUUCCUUGUGUUUGCGAUUAGUUUCCUUUACUUUUGGAUUCCAGACUAUUUGAUGCAGUUUCUCAGCACGUUCAACUGGAUGACCUGGAUUGCUCCUGACAACUUGAAUCUUGCCAUCAUUACGGGUUCUGUUGGUGGUCUUGGCUUGAAUCCAAUCCCUUCAUUCGACUGGAACAUGAUUAGCACCAACACUCCCUUGGCCUUGCCAUAUUACAACCAAACAAACUUGAUUGUGGGGAUGUUUAUUGGGUUUUUCACCAUCAUUGGAAUCUACUACUCCAACUAUAAAUGGACGGGGUACUUGCCAAUCAACUCAAACUCGCUUUACACAAACAAGGGUCACAGUUAUAAAGUGCAAGCCGUUGUGAAUAAGGACAGUUUGUUUGAUGAAGCCAAAUACCAGGAAGUUGGUCCUCCUUUUUACAGUGCUGCCAAUUUAGUCACGUAUGGCGCAUUCUUUGCCCUUUACCCGUUCCACAUCUUUUAUGAAGUUGGAAUGCACCAUAAGCAAUUGGCCAAGUCGUUAAAGUCGCUUGGAAGAACCAUGAAGAACUUCAAGACAUCCACCUAUGACGGAUUCGACGACCCUCACUCGGUGAUGAUGCGCGCGUAUAAGGAAGUGCCCGAGUGGGCUUAUUUAUGCGUGUUGGUGAUUUCCCUCGUGUUGGCCAUACUUUGUGUCAAGUUAUAUCCGGCAGAGACUCCAGUUUGGGGUAUAUUUUUCGCUUUGGGAAUCAACUUUGUCUUUUUGAUCCCAUUGACCACCAUUGCUGCAAGAACCGGGUUCUCGUUUGGAUUGAACGUCUUGGUGGAGUUGAUUAUCGGAUACGCUUGCCCAGGGAAUGGAUUGGCGCUUGCCUUUAUCAAGGCACUUGGUUACAAUAUCGAUGGCCAAGCGCAAAAUUUCGUCAACGAUUUGAAGCAGGGUCAUUAUGCCAAGAUUCCUCCACGUGCCAUGUUUAGGUGUCAGUUGCUCAGUAUCAUUGUGGCCUCGUUUAUCCAGUUGGCUAUUUUGAACUUCCAAAUCACCGGUAUCAAAGAUUAUUGCAUGCCAAACAACCGUCAAAAGUUUACCUGCCCGGGAACAAGAACUUUUUACAGUGCCUCGGUGUUGUGGGGUGUCAUUGGUCCCAAGAAAGUGUUUGAUCACUUGUACCCAAUCUUGAGAUGGUGUUUCCUCAUUGGUUUCCUCCUUGCAUUCCCCUGCAUUGCACUCAAAAAGUAUGGUCCCAGGAAAUAUUUCAAAACGUUUGAACCAAGUAUCGUUAUUGGCGGGCUCGUGCAAUACGCACCUUACAAUCUUUCCUACUACCUCCCUGGUGUUUACGUUUCGUUAGCGUUCAUGUACUAUAUCAAGGACAGAUACGAGGCUUGGUGGCAAAAAUACAACUACCUUCUUUCCAGUGGUCUCGACUCGGGAAUCGCCUUUAGUGCGAUCAUUAUUUUCUUUGCUGUGCAGUACCACGAGAAGGACAUCAACUGGUGGGGCAACAGCGUGAUGUAUGAGGGAAUAGACGGUAACAUGGUUGGUCGUUUGAAUGCUACUGAACUGGCUCCAGAUGGCUACUUCGGACCCAGAAAAGGCCACUAUCCUUGA